AUGGAGGCUUCAGAACCUACCCACCCUACCCCAUCCUCCAGGGACCAGCCAGCUCCUGCCCCUGGGGUUCCAGGGGGCCCAGGUGGGCAGGCCUCACCUUGCCUGACCCUGGGCCCUGUCAUCCUGCCACCAGAGCAGGGCUUGCCCCCAACUGUGUUCCUGAAGGCUUUGCCUGUCCCUCUGUACCACACAGUACCUCCUGGGGGUCUCCAGCCACGUGCACCCCUGGUGACAGGCAGCCUGGAGGGGCCCAGUGUACCCUUCAUCCUCAGCCCCUUGCUGCAGCCUGAAGGGCCCAGUCCCACCCAGAUGGGCAAGCUGACCACCCCGGCCCUGACUGUGAACAUCGUGGGCACACUGCCUGUACUCUCCCCGGGUGUAGGAUCCACACUGGUCAGCACAGGCAGGGUGAAGAAUGCUGGGAAGCACCUGUGCCCGCACUGUGGCCGGGAUUGCUUGAAGCCCAGUGUGCUGGAGAAACACAUCCGAUCCCACACGGGGGAGAGGCCCUUCCCGUGCAUCACGUGUGGUAUUGCCUUUAAGACCCAGAGCAACCUGUAUAAACACAGGCGCACACAGACACAUCUCAACAACUCUCGGCUGUCCUUAGAGUCUGAAGGGAGUGGGAGCAGCCUUCUGGAGGAAGGAGACAGGCCUGGAGAGACUGCCUCAGUGGAUAGCCGGGGAGAUGAAGGAGAGCCAGAGAGAGCUCUUUCCCCGGGUGCCCAUCCCACCCUUGCUCCUAAGAACAGGGAAAGGAUGAUAGAAACAACUCCCUCUCUUGGAGCCACCCUUCCCCACCAGCCCCAGAUGGUGUCACCUGAGUUCCCACUAGCCAGCCCACGGCCUAGGCGGAAGCUUCCAGAACCAAAGCCAUCCUCCCUGCAGAGACAGCAGGAGACAUGCACAGAGAAGCCCUGGGACUCCAAGGCCUUGGAGGGCCAGCUGAGGAAGUGUGAAAGCACAGACUCGGGCUACCUGUCCCGCUCAGACAGCGUGGAGCAGCCUCCUGUUACCUCCAGCCCCUUGCACAGUCUAUCAGAGCACAGUGCAGGGUCUGAGGGGGAAGGAGGUCCCGGCUGCGGGUCUUCGGGCAACGGGGUCGAGCAGGGAACGCCAGGGGCCAGCCUGGAGCUAGAGAAGAAGAAACUGGAGGAACGCAUUGCCCAGCUCAUCUCCCACAACCAGGCAGUGGUAGACGACCCACAGCUGGACCACGUGCGGCCCCGCAAGACUGUGCUGUCCAAGCAGGGCAGCAUCGACCUGCCCAUGCCAUAUACCUACAAGGAUUCCUUCCACUUUGACAUCCGGGCGCUGGAGCCCAGCCGCAGGAGGGCUGCCCUCAGCCCAGCUUGGUCUACCUACACAGCCCUGGAGAAGGCCAGACCCCUCUUCUUCCACUCUGUCCCCACACAGCUCUCCACCACCGUGGAGUGUGUCCCUGUCACCAGAAGCAACUCACUGCCUUUCCUUGAGGGGUCUAAGUCUUGGCCAGAGCCACGGGACCCACAGGAUGCCUUUCCCAGGAUGCAGAAGGCCCUGGGCCCCGGACUCACCCCAGCUUGGCUGGGAGACCGCCCAAGACUGACCUUGGCAGGUAUCCCCAGUGGUCACCCUCGGGCCCUGGUGAGACAGGCUGCUGUGGAAGACCUGCCAUGCACCCCUACUGGAGACCCCUCGGUUGUCGCCGAAGACCUCGAUGGAAAGAGAGCUGCAGUAAAGGAGGGGGUGGUAUGCAAGGGCAGAGCCGGUAAGAAGUAUAACCAGAAGAAGCAAAAGAUGUUCUCCCAGGAGAAAUGGCAGGUGUAUGGGAAUGAGACGUUCAAGAGAAUAUACCAGAAGAUGAAGACCACCCACCAGGGAGGACAGAAACACAGGGAGGUGAAGCAGGGCCAGAGGUCGCAACUGGACCUGCCUCCCCAGGAAGAGGUAGUAGGGACUGAGGGUGCAAGCCUGUCUCGAGACAAUAGGAUCCCUGUCCUGGGGGAUGCCACAGCAGGGGCCAAGCCAGGAUCUUGGGGAAGUCGACCAUCCCUGGAGGACUCAUUGGAGACUGGGUUUCCUAAGCAACUGAAGGCAGUGGCCAGAGCCAAGUCCUCUCCUACCCUUGGCAGCGCAGAUGCCCUCUGUCUAAGCAGCAAGGGCCCUCUGCUCCUUCCAUGUGAGAAAUCCGACCUGGGAUGCCAGCUGCCUCCAGAACCUGUGCCCCUCCAAGGAAGAGACUUAGAAGCUCCUGACGUGGCUUUGCCAGACCCUGGAGAGGCUAUAAAAGAAACCUGCCCUGGGGACCAAACUGUCCUCCGGCGGCCCAGUGGUGGGUCUGUGGGUCCCCAGCUUGCAGAAGACAAGUCACCCUCGGAGAGAAAGCGACUGAAGGUGGAAGAGCUGGACCAUCAGGAGCAGCUGGGGCCUCUGGAAGCCGAGGCUUCAAGGGGCUUUCUGCGGGCUGACUCGCAGCCACCCCAGAAACAGGUCAGUGACGCUGAGGAGGUUCUGGGUAGCUCAGCUGAGAGUAUCCAGCAUGUGACCAUGACCCUGGAGUCCUCUGAUGCCUCCUCAGCUGUUUCUGCUGUUGCCCUGAGGUGGCCAGGGCUAGGAGACAAGGAUCCCACAUUGCCUUCUGUACCUAGGACUCUUGGGCUCCACUCCCUGCUGCCUGCCCAGCCCCAGGAUCCUGGUGUUCCCACUGCUGUGUCAGGUGGCUCCUUUGCUCCCAAGUACCUCCUCAGGUUACCUCAGGGAGAGAAGCCCUCACCACAUGUUGCUCUGGGGACUGGGAAAGGCCCUGACUCUCUGUGUACAAGCGCACAGCCUACAGAACAGGCCCUUCUUGCUGGAUCAGAAUUGGGAAUGCCCUGGCUACCUGGAGCACACUCAGGCCCAGGUGAGGCUGGUGGCAGCUCAGAAGAUCCUAGCUGGUCCAGGUCACUGGAUGGAAGAGAAGAGGCACAAACAGGAAGCCAGAAAAGAGACAGGGCCAACAGCAACAUCCCCAAUACCGGCACCACCCAGGAGACAGCCUCCAUUGUGCCUGCUCACACAUGUGACAGUCAUGUGACCAAGAAUGUAGUGGGUGAGAGCCAUGCCGUCCAUUGCCUCUGCACAGACAGCCUACCAGCAAGAGCUGGAACAUGUGGGAAUCUCUUGAACCCGUGGACACUGUUCCAGAAGCUGGGAACACCUAGGAAUGCCCUAGAGGGUCCUUCUUCAGAGACCAAGGAAGGGCUGCCUGCCUGCCUUCCCUCCCAAGCGCAUUAUUUCCCCACAUCUUUCACAAGGCCCCAGGGUUUAUCCCUGGGCCAGCAGAAACUGGCCUUGCCACACCACUUAGGGACCCCCAGAAGCUGUGAGGCCCCAAGCUCCUUCCCUUCACUUAAGGCUGAGCCCCAGCUCACGUGGUGUUGCUUAAGUCGCAGCCUGCCCCUGGCCGCAGAGCAACAGAGGGCAGCUCCCGGGCACUUGUCUUCAUACUCACCUGAUAGAAGCCUCCAGGGUAAGAGUGACAAAGGGCUGCUGCCCAAGAGCAGUGGAGGAAGGAUGAAGACAAGUCGAGGAGGAGGGACUUCGAGGGCACCUGAGCUUCCCUACCCAGCAGUCUCAGAGACAAGGGCUCAGGACCAGGUAUCCAGUCCACAGUGGAAGAAAGGACUGUGCCAUAGGAGGGUGAAGAUAUCUCACGAGAACAGCAAGCAGAAGAAACUGAGGCUUCAUUCCAAGAGAUAUGAAGGACGUUUCUGGCAGAGAGCUAAACGACUGUGCAAGCCACCCUGGUUGUCAAGAAGAAGCUGUCUCCCCCAGCAACUUGAGGGGUUGGAGCCACGAGGGACCCUUGGGACGGCUUCAUCAGAAGUGGCAGGUCUAAAUCUGCAGGGAGAACCAUCUUGUGCCAGCACAGACUUGCCUGUUGGUCAUGGGAACAAAGAGAAGGACCGUGACUCCCAAGAGACUUCAGAACCCAUCUCUCCUGACACAAGCUCAAAAACCAACCUGGAACGAGACAAUUCAACUCUGAAGGAUGUUUCUCUGUCUGUUGGUGAGCAUAAUGACUGUUCUCUGGAGAAGGAGUAUGCUGAUGGCUCAGGACUAGCUAUGCAAUGUAAUGCAUACUUGGCAGUGCUUCAGGAAGAUCCUCUGCUCCAGGGCAAGAGUUUUGAUGUUGGAUCCCCAGGGACUCCACUGCCGCCUUCCCAGGAACAAGUCUCCGUAGUUCCCAACCUGUGCAUCUCCCCAGAUGUUUCAGAGCCGCCUCCGUCCUUUAGAUCUAAAGGGACACUUCCCCAUCAUGACUUUGCUACCUCUGUGGCUGCUGUCUGUGUUUCUGCAGGGACACGAACAGGACACAAAACCCUGGAGGUUCACAGUGCAGAGUCCUAUGCAGAGGAGGCUCUGGCACAAAGCUCUGCAGAUAGGAGAGCCAUGCCAGAAAGCAUAGCACAGGCGCUGCUGCCAGGGAGACCUUCACCUGGUAAAAUGGCACCUGGAGAAACCCAUUUAGAAAUACCACCAUCAGGCCCAACUUCAACCAGUUCACAACAGGAGGAAGUGAGACCUCAGGCAGAUUUUCCUUGCUGGGGCCAAUAUGGACAUGGGGAAGUGGCCAUCCAGUGUGCUGCUUUAGGGGGUGAGAGUAGGACAUGUCACACUGAAGGAUUAAUUACCCCCAAGAGUGUCAUGGCUCCUUCUGACCAAGGGCAACCCUCUGAAGUCUCUGAAGCCCCCUUGAGAUCUAUCCGAAAAAGGAGUUUGGAGGGAAUGAGAAAGCAGACUCGGGUGGAAUUCAGUGACUCCAGCAGCGAUGAUGAAGACAGACUGGUCAUAGAGGUGUGAUGUGCUUCCAGAGAAAGACGGUGGUGAUGGCCAAGGCCUGGGGAUCCUCCGAGACAGCAUGACCAAGUGGAAUGGGCACUGAGCUCUAUAAAACAUCCACAGACUCUGAAAGCCAUCUGAGAUUCCUUUAAGCCAGCUCUAACCAACACCGUGCCCAGAUCCAGC
Messenger RNA from Peromyscus eremicus (cactus mouse), 4992 nucleotides. RefSeq names its product zinc finger protein 831 (gene Znf831). The record is from RefSeq and is a predicted model, not a curated record. The coding region runs from base 1 to 4827 and encodes 1608 amino acids. Lineage: Eukaryota; Metazoa; Chordata; Mammalia; Rodentia; Cricetidae. The transcript is spliced from 5 exons.